Varanus komodoensis (Komodo dragon) is the source of this 15313-nucleotide messenger RNA. Its product is annotated as KIAA1217 ortholog. The record is from RefSeq and is a predicted model, not a curated record. NCBI's taxonomy places the organism in Eukaryota, Metazoa, Chordata, Lepidosauria, Squamata, Varanidae. Bases 8895 to 14165 code for a protein of 1756 amino acids. Gene Ontology annotation, cellular component: cytoplasm. The transcript has 19 exons.
AAAGCAACCAAAUGUUUUUGCGUGCUUUCAAAACUGGUAUUUAUCAAAACAUUUAGUGUGAGUCUUAUGUGGAAAUCCAAGUGUGUAUCAGUCAUGGGAGGCUUAGAUACCAUGCCAGUCCACUAGCCAGACUAGAAUGUCUGAUAGCACCAGGAUGCCCUGUCGCUGGUGAUGACACUGUCCACAUGGUAUCAGUUCACAUGGAUGGACAUUUUGCUAUUGUUGAGAGCAGCUUCCCUUGCCUGAUGGGGAUGCAUUCAUGAAGAUACUGCUAAUACUAAAGCCAGUGAGAAACGCUUGUGCUUGCAGGAAGCGGAUAUGGAGCUUGCAUGCAUGGAGGCAACUGACAAAAUACAUUCUCAAAGUAGGGCCAAAUGACCAGCAGAAUUACAUGGCACAGCUCUAGCUGGAUCAUUACCAGCAAGAGAAAAUAUGGUUGUAAGAAAUUUUACAUGACCCUCUACUGCCCUCUGAAGUAGUACAGUCCAGCGGUAGAUAACUGUCUCAUGAUCCUCUAAAACCCGGCUCCGAGUCUCUGGGCUCCAAGUGAGGAAUGUACUAGAGUCAGAAUACACUUCGCUCUAAACCAUAAUUUCCCCAAUGAUUGGGAAAGACAGGGUUUGGGGUUACAGCAAGGCAGGCUACAGUGAGGCAGGAUACAGGUCAAGCAAGAGGCAGGCACAACAUCAGACAGAGGGACCUAUGUUACUGAGGCUGCAUGGCAAGGCAGGAUACACAGUAAGAUGCAUAAAGGGUCAGACAAGGUGCAGGCACUAAGGCAAAGAGGAAGAUCUCUGUUGCUGAGGCCGGUUUGGGGUUUUGUAUAGCUUUUACCCCAGGGUUCGCAACUGGCUCUGAUAAGGAGGCUGAGAGCUCCAGCAGGGCCUUGGACCGAUCCUGCAAAUACUGAGGCAGGCUUCUGGUUCUGACCACCAGUUGAAACUCCAGAGCAGCUCUGAACUUGACACAACGUAAUUUCUUAAUGAUACAGUCCCAGACAACUGACCAGCUCCAGCCAUACUGUGACCUUGAGGUUCAACUAGUCAUGCUCUUUAAAUGGUGUUUCCGUUGAUGAAGGUCAGGAAGGGCAGCUGGUGCCAAGCAGGAGCUCACUGCACUGUUCCAAGAUUCACAUUCUGGGCACAAGUCAAGAUGCUUCAGUGGCACUGGCCUUCGUACAGCUCCCAGUCAUUGUGAGAAAGAAAGGUCAUCUUGAUUCUUCAUUUUUCCUUCUCUAAUCAGCAUAGGCUAAAAAUGCACACACUCAAGUGUGCCACUGGGUUCAGCACCUCCAGUUAAAAUGUUUCCUCAUUGAUUCUCAUUGUCCCCUAAAGCUCAAUCAACUAAAGUCUUUGGAGGGAAUUUCCUUGGCCAAAUUUAAUUUUGAAGAUGGUCUCAGAGGCUGUGUUCCUUUGCUCUGUGGGGCCAAUGCCAAAGGGGGUGGGGUGGGGAUUACAACAGACAAACAAAAAGACCCAGGAUAUUUUGGCCUACAGCUUUUGCUGCCCAUAACUAAGUCAUAGGAUGCGAAAAGCAUGGAUCCAAAGUCAACGAACCACAAAACAGCAAUGAGAGGCACUGAAAUGUGGCCAGGGCCAGGGGGCAUGGCAACUUGGGACCUUUAUGGGCCAGAUAUGGGUCACAGGCUUGAGGUUCAGCGUCCAGGGCAGGGAGAACCUGUGAGCCCUAGACAUUGUCAAAGGAGCAUAGAAUUUUUUGGAUUCCCCAAUCUGAGGAUGGGAAAGAACACUGGCCUUGGAUCUAGGGUCCAUCCUCCUGUCUCCCUUGUAGCUGGUAGAGAAAGAACGAGGGCAGCACCUUCCAAGGUUAUGAAGAACGGGUGAAGAGGGCAUACUGGAGGCAGAAAGUGGAGGAGACUAGGCCCAGCAAGAUAUGGUGUAUCUUGACAUUAAUCUUUCCCUCUUCUUCUGUUACGAUGCACUUGGAAGGCCAGAAGUGGCCAUCUAGCUCACUUGCAGGGCAAGAGGAAUGGGGAGAUGAAGUUUGCCUCUGUGCUCCUCUUCCUCUAAAUCUCUGAAUUUCGAGGCUUAAAGGCACCCCAUUGGUUCGCACCAUUAGUUGACCUGUGUACCAAUUAAAACAUGUGGCCCUAUUUUUUUAACUGGAUAGUAUUUAUUGGAUAGAACUAAGUCAUCUAUCCAAUGGGAGUGUGGUCAUAAGAGUGUGAAAUUGUGCAUAUAAUUUAAUUUAGUACAAAAAUUCCUGAUCAUCCCACAUUCAAAAAUUGUGCUAUUUUAAAUGCUUCAAAAUAAUUUCAAAGUUGACAAUCAUUACUAUUUUUCCAUCCCUCACCUUUUCAGAGGAAUGGAAUGGCAAAGAAAAUGUCCACCUUGACACUGCUGACGCCUUGGAGACUGGAAUGUGUUGCUUGUUAAUGAUAUGUCACUUAUGGAAGGAUGCAAAGUAGAUGAGCGAUGCAGAAAAUAGCCUACAUGUAUUUAAUCAAAGAGCCAUUUUCUGAGUAUUGCUAUUUAAAUCAUACUUCCAGGAAGUGCAAACUGUUGCACUGUUGGACAUGAAACUGGUUAAAAUGAAGCUGUUUUAAUUUUGUUCCAAUAUCAAAUACAUUUAUAAUGCUUUUAAUUUGUUGCUGUUACAUGUUGGACUUGGUGCUGUCUUGAUGGAAUCUUGGGGCUGGGCUCAUUUUGUUUUUGGGUUUGGUGACAUUGAGAUUCAAAUCUGAAAUGGCUUUUCAGUUGACACCCUAAAGUGGAACAAAAUCAGAUUGGCAAGUUGACGUGGGAUGGGGGCUGAAGUAAUGUACAAAGAAUGGGAGGAGGUAAUAUAUUCUGCUUGGAAAGGGGCUGUUUGGCCCACUUCUUCUUUGCAUCUAUAGAAAAUAAAGCAUUUUCCUUUAAAAUUUCCUUUAACAUUAAAAAAUGGGCCGGUCUCCUUGGUAGGCAGUGCUGUACACUAUGAUUUCCCUUGGAAGUUCUGGUGUUACAUUAGUAUAAGAUCGAUGGAGGUCCCCAUUUCUUGGAGAAUUGGGCUUAUAUUUAAGCCAGUAUCCAUCCAGUAAGGUCUGAAGGAGUGGGGCUGGCAUGCAAGGGAUGUGGGGUGCAGAGCCUGCCUGUCCCCUUAUACAAGGGUUGAGCAACAUGUGUUUUGUAUGCUGCGUGUGUUCCCUGGCUCUUUUUGUAACUCCCACCCAUCCUCCUUGCCACUGAUUUUGCCACCAAAAUUUGGUGUCACAGGAACCAAACCACUCACCCUUUGCUGCUGGAAUUUGACAGGGCGGCAACAUUGCAACAAAGGGAGGAUUCUCCCUUUUUCGCUGUUGUGCUGCCAAAUUUCAGGUGCAAAUUCAGUGGUGCAGCAGGAUCAGGGGCAUGUUCCCGGGGGGAAAUUGGCCAUUGCCUAACCUUGUUUUGGCCUCACAUGUGCAGGCAAGUUUCCAAGAUAUGUGUUCUGGUGUUUUUCACUUCAAGGAAUUCAAGGUGCCUUACAUGAUCCUUUUCCUAAAUUUUAACCUCAUAACAACAACCCUGUUAGGCCAAAAGCCCAUGGCCCAAAGUCACCCAGGGGAGUUCCAUUGCUGAGUAGAAGUUAGAAACCGGAACUCUCAAUGUUCCAUUUGUUUGCUCCAGCCAACGCUGGUGUAACACUGGUUUUCCCCACACCAGUCAAGUUAUGGAGCUGGCCUCAGCAUUCUGAUUUCCUGCCAGUUUUUGUAAUUUGCUCGCUACCAUCUUCUUUCUCCCUUAAACUUUGAAGCUCUUAGCUGCCUCCAUUCCUGCUUCACUGAUUGUGCUGGCUAUCUGUAUAAUGAACUAUAGCAUCUCAGUGGAGAAUGCAGGGUAGGAGGGGUAAAGAUAAUGCAGAAAUUGCUUCUUUUUCUUCUUUCUUUUCUAAAGGAGACUUCUGAGAUUAGAUCUUUCCUGAGUCAUGUAAAUAUUUAGUUCCAGUGGAGAAGAUACUUGCAAGCCAAGUUUGAACGAACUACUGCAGGGACGCCCUCUGCAUUUUGAAAUUUGAUCUCCCUCUGAAGCCAAUAAAUUACAGAAGGAAUGCAGGAACUAAAUUUGCUGUUUGUUUAAAAAUAUCUCAUACUUGCUAAUUUAUUCAAGGAGCAAUCCUGGGCUGCAAUCCUAAACUUGCUUUUUAGGUUGACAGGCAUACUAAUUUAAGUGUCAUUUACCUCUGAGUAAAUAAGCAUGCAUAAACCUAAGCUGCAUACACAGUGAAUAUACAAAUAUCAGAGCAAGGCAGGGUCAGCCCAGAGGGCGCUGGUCUGGAACCCGUUCUCCCUACAUUCACAAUCAAAGCAGAUCAUGUUCAUAAAGACAGUAAUGAAUGGGUGUUCAGUUCUCAAAUUCAGUUUACUUCUUGGAAAAUUGUUGCUGUGUUGUGGUGAUAAGAGUGUCAGCUGGGACUCAGGAGAUCCAGGUUUUAGUCCCCACUUAGCCAUGAAGCUCACUGAGUGCCUUUCAACUAGUCAGUGACUCUUAGCCAGACCUACCUCAUAGGGUUGCCAUUGUGAGGAUGAAAUGGAGUGGAGAAAGAGGGGACUGUGGAUGUUACCUUGGGUUCCUUGCAGAAAAAAGGUGGGUUAUAAAUGUGACAGACACACAGAUGACUGACAGACAGACAGACAUUAGUCUGAUUCUUCUGAAAUGUCAAGUUGUAGCAAACAGUAGUAUACCUAAUUAAUUGGCUUAGUGUGUUGGGCGGGCAGCCUACCCUUCCUCAAGAGUUAGUGAUCACACAGAUACAGGAAAGGUAGGCUAAUUCCCAUAAACUCAUGCCUAGGUGGGAGCACAGAAAUAAUCAGGGCAUAAGGCCAGGGCAAAAUGUGAUUUGGUGGGCUCCAUCCUCUUUUGGGCUUUGUUCUUAGCAGCAGCCGCCGCCUAACAACUGGCAAGAACAUUUCUAACUUAGGGGCAUAGUAUGAAUUUAAAAUGACAGGCUGGGAUAGCUGCCUGCAGUUGUUCAGAACAUCAGCUGGGCAGAAGGUAAAUGGGGCCCAAGCAGGCAUCAUAGUGGGGAGACUGCAACCCACUAGGUGCCCAAGAACACCCCCAGUUCUAGAUGCCAGCCCUGCCUACUGAGCAGCAGCUGCUUUACAAGGGGCAGCCCUCUGUUUGAAGGGUUGUCUAGAGCCUGUUUAAAGGUGAGGCACCCUAGAAAGGGACAGCAGUGGGACUGUGAAGGUGUGGGUCUGCAGUUGGAACCUGGAAUGUAGAUGCAGCGGGCUUGUGGGGCACUGGCUUCCCCACACCAGUGUGAUGUAUUUCUAAGUUAAAGUAAUGAGUUCUAAAAGUGUGUCUGAACAUAUAAGUUAGCCUAAGCAAAUGGGAGGCAAGUCUGUGUCUCUUUUGCCCUUGUUUUUGAAAUGUGCAAGUGAUGACCCUAUUCACAUGUAAUGGUGGGGUGGUCUAGUCCUUACAAACGUGGCAGAAAUGAUCAAAUGGGUUCCCUCACUCCUCCUCCAUCUUACUGCACUCUGCUGCUAAAUUUCCUGCCUCCUUGGCUCCCUUCUGGUAUCAGAGCUGGAGGGGAAGUAUGGCAAGGGAUGGUGUUCAUAUAAUUCCAGCCACUUUCCUCUAGGCUCGAUAUCUGAAUGGGCCGGACUCGUGGGCAUCCAGUUUGGCCCUAAGCCUCAGGCAAAAGAAUCUCACCUCUCAAUAAGACUCAGAAGCAUGUCCAACGAAGAGGAAAGCAUUGCCAAAGGAGGACUCCUGUUUGCCCAUGCCGUUGUGGUGUUGUGGUAAAGAAAGUUGGACUGGUUCUCAUUGGCCUUGAACACAGUGAGAUUGGGCCAGUCACCCACUUGCAGCCCAACCCACCUCAGGAUAAAAUUGAGAGAAGGGGAGCCUUACAAGCUGCCCUGGGUUCCUUCCAAGAGCAGGAAAGGUGGGCAAUAAAUGCAGUGUAAUAAUGAUACAAAUUUAUUCCUAUUUAGAAAUAUGCAUUAUAAUUUAAAUGGAAUUGCAAUAUAUGGUAGUAUAAUGAAGAAGGCCAGGUGAUUGGGUUAUGUCCAGGUGCUGUUCAGGUUAAUGGGUUCUAGUUCUUCAUCUUUAAACUGGAAUUGGACUAGAUGUUCCUUCUGAUAGAGGAUGCCUUCAAAUAGAGGACAGUCCUCUGUAAAAUAGGGCACAUGAUGUUCCUAAUAAGAAUGCAGUGAGUUGAAUUAAGGAAUUUAAAAGUGGGGAAGCAGAGAGGUCCAGUGUGUGAGCUCAAACUUGGAAAUAGCACUCCAAAUAAAUGAGUUUGGUUUGUUGCAAACAAAGCAACAAACAGCCAGAGCUCUGGUUUAUAAUGAAGGCUCAACAUCAUAACAUGAUGUUCCCAAUGACUUACUUGGAUGCUUUAUCCGUCCUGUCUUUGUACGCUGAAAGCUUUGUGUGUGGGGUGCCUUCAAGGAGCUCAUCCUGGAAACCACCCUUUCUUCUUCUGAAUACUCUUAUUAGGACAUAAUUGCAUCCAUUGUGAUUCUUCUGGGAAGCAGCCAGGUAAGGAUGUUUUCAGCUUCCCUUCUACCCAUACGAAUAUUUGGCCUACUAAUGAUUUUCUGGACAGGAUCCAAAGUGGCCAUAAGCACACACAUGAACUUUUCCAUGGUCAGUGGGGCUUCCUCCUUAUUCCUUAUUAGGUAGGGAGGUAUGAAUCCACAAAACUUGAGCUUGCCAACUUUGUCCAAAUUCUGCCUCAAAGGUCAUUCAGAUUCAAGGCCAUAUUAGAUUGCAAGUUUGUUUGUUUGUUUUCAAAUGAAAAUCUGCCUAUUUUUUCCAAGUUUUACUCCCACUGAUUAAAGAAUAUUUAAUCGUAAUGCAUAAUUAAAGUAUGCAUUUCCUGCACAAUUUUGAAAUGUGCAAAAGCUGUUGAAUACUUCCUUGUGUUGAGUAGGGGUGCUUCCUUCUGGACAGAAACGAAUUUCUCACAACCCCUACUAGCAUGUGCUUGGCUUGCUUUAGAGACUACCCCUACAGUUCUUCCAGUUUCUGUGACUGGUCAGGUGGGUCCUGGGGUGAGCUGCUUUUGGAAAGGGGUCAUCAGAAACAAUGCUGAAUGCCUGAAAGGGGUGCUUCCCAGAUCCCAAUCUGAUCUUCUAAGGUUCUCCUUUCCCCGGUUUCCCCAACCAAUGAUUGCUGAGACAUUUCCUAGUUUUUAUGCUAUUCUCUUGCUGCCACCUACUCCCGCCAAAAAAGGUUGAAAAUGCUUUUCCUGAGGUUUAGUUACUUGUGGAAGAGCUUUCAGCUAAAUAUGCUGGUCUUCUGGCCCCACCCCUUUUGCCUUUAUCCUGCCUCCCUUUGCCUUUGGCCCUGCCCACCACUGAAAUUAGGCCUCCAAGAGCUUCUCCAAAAUAAUAUUUGGCCCUUGAGCUGAAAGACGUUCCAUACACAUGUUCUACAAGUGCUGCAAAGUUCCCAGAGAGAAACAAAAUGCAACAAAUACAAUAUAUGUGGAUAUUUUAAUCCUUUAGGGUGGUGUGAAGCAGAAAAAGGUUUCUAAUAGGCAGUUGAAGAGUUGACAUCCGGCACAGGAACCCUUAUCUAAACAUCAGCCUCUAGGUGCUAUUAUGAUACAAACAAUACAUUCAACAGGUGCGGCUCCUAUUGCAAAACUGUUCCCCCGCACACUUAAGCAGGACCUGUCAGAUCUUUUGAAAAGGAUAGUACAAAGAUUGUCACAACUCUGCAAGGUGUUGCUCGCCAGGAGUGGAAGAAGGUGUUUACGUUGGAUAUUUUUUUUCCUGUGGGGUGAGGGGAAAUCCAAUUUUCAGCAUGCUUUUAUUGAGAAAGCACUGAAUGUUUAUGAAACUGAAGUGCAAGCAAGAUCCAGUGUUUACUGAAAAAGAGGGAAAGGGAGGCGUAAAGGAAAGGGAGGGGAAUUUGAGAAGAAAGCUACAGAAAGACAGCUUCUGAAGGUGGCGAUACGUUCUGUGGGCUGUGGCAGGUAAGGUCCACUGAAUUGUCCAGUUCUGUCACGUAGUUGGUUCUUUUGGUUCCAUGGUGGUUAGCAAGCUGGAAGAGAAAAAGUGUACGUGAAGUUGAAAUAAUGCUUGCAGUGAAAACUCAUUUUAAAAAGAGCCAAAUUCCUUCCAAAUAAAAUGGGGAAGAGCUUCCAGGAGAAACCAGUUCGGCAGGUUGUACUACCUAGAGGGGAUUAUGGGUUCCUUUAACAAAACAGUACAAAAAGAAACAAAGAACUUGCUGAGACUGUAGUAUUAAAACUUCACAAAUGCUCUCCAGUGUAACAUUUUUGGGUGUGUUCAUCCAUGUUGGUUGUUUCUUUCUCAUUGUUCAACAGGGAAAGGCAGAUAAGAAUACAUUGCUCCGCAGUUGCUUUUUAAAGGAAACAAACAAGCCAGUCAUACAAAUCCCUUAGUGGGUUUGCCUUUUUAAAGAAAUAAACGUAUAUUCUAUUUUUAAUUCUGAGUUAACUUCUGGAAUAUCUGUGUGCCAAGGAGUGUAUCGUUAAACAUUUACUUGAAGCAAACAGUUAAAUUGUACGCAUGUCCCAAAUCUGACAGGUUACUCUGCGUGUAGGCAGGUGGGGUUAAAGUAACCAUGGAGAUUUAUGAGGUCAUGCUUGGGAAAGCAUGUUAAGACAGUGAAUGUAACAUGUAGCCAUUCAAAAGUCCCAUAGGCUGGAAGUAGCUUUUAUGCAAAUGACAAAGUUCCACUUGGGAAAGGGGGUAAAGGAGUUGCACUGGAGGCAUGGAAUGUAUUUUACCUGCCUGGAUUGUUAGAGAGUUUACUAUGAAGUAAAGAGUUUGGUGGCUGCGGGAAAUGUUCUGUAGCUUAUCGCCUGCCUUCCCCUGGGACUACAGCAAUUAGACAAGGAGCCCGAAGCUCUCUCAAAGCCCACAGCCCAAUUUGGGAGAUCAGACUGAAUAUUUGUCAGCGGCAUCUGCUGACUCCCUGGAAAUCAUGGCUGAAGGAGAGUCCCCUUCUCCAUUCGCACGAGGAAGCCGCACACGAGCAAGUCUUCCAGUGGUGAGGACAACAAACCAGACCAAGGAAAAAUCACUGGGUGUUUUAUAUCUUCAGUAUGGAGAUGAAACUAAGCAGCUACGGAUGCCCAAUGAGAUCACAAGCACAGACACGAUCCGUGCCCUCUUUGUAAGUGCCUUCCCCCAGCAGCUGACGAUGAAAAUGCUGGAGUCACCCAGUGUGGCAAUAUACAUUAAGGAUGAAAGCAGAAAUAUCUACUAUGAAUUAAGUGAUGUAAGGAACAUUCAAGACCGAUCUUUCCUUAAAGUUUACAACAAAGAUCCUGCACAUGCUUUCAAUCACAUGCCCAGAGCUGUAAAUGGAGAUGUAAGGAUGCAGAGAGAAACCUUCCCAAACGCUUCUCGGCCAGGAUCUGCAGCUCAUCCCCCUCCCCCUCCUCAUGCUCUUCCAACUUCACCGCCUGCUACACCGGUGCCCCAUUCCAUGCCCCCUUCCCCGUCCAGGAUCCCCUACAGCAACAUUAGGCCAGUCAGUGGCCCUGGCAAUGCAACAAUUCCCAGAGACAGGCUUUCGGGCAUACCGGCUUCAAGAUCCAUCUCUCCGAGCCCUAGUGCCAUCUUGGAAAGAAGGGAUGUGAAGCCAGAUGAGGACUUGAGUACCAAAACCCUCACGCUUUUUCGUAAUGAGGGACUGUAUGCUGACCCCUACUUGUACCAUGAAGGCCGGAUGAGCAUUGCAGGUUCUCAUACAGGACAUUCUUUUGAUGUACCUGACCACAUCGUUGCCUACCACCGCAGCACCAUGAGAUCCUCAAGCACUUACUGUAAUCCCCCUAUGCAGCCUGAAAUUACAGAGCAAUUGUUGUAUCGGCAGAAAUCCAGGAAAUACCCUGACAGCCACUUGCCUACACUGAGUUCCAAAACUCCUCCUGCAUCUCCUCACAGAGUGGCCGACAUGCGAAUGAUGGACAUUCAUACCCACCAUGGUGCCCCAGUGGGAGGUCCUCACACCAUUCACCUUGACAGGUCAUCUCCUGGCCGCCAGUCUCUCAAGAAGGACCCAGGGACUCCUGUGUAUGUGGAAGCCAAGCCACGGAAUGCCAUGGGUUUAUCUGGCAUGGCUGAGGUAGCCCCAUCAAUACCUGACAAGAAAACAUUUGGCUAUGGAACAACCGUGAUACCCAAAGAGAAUGAGACCAGAGAGAGGAUGCAAGCCAUGGAGAAACAGAUUGCCAGCUUAACUGGUCUUGUUCAGUCUGCGCUUUUAAAAGGGCCAAAUACAAGUAAUAACAAAGAGGCUUCUAGUGAGAAGAUGGUGAAAACUGUAUCCAGUAGAAGCAACACUGAGAAGUUAGGAUCUGCUCAUGUAUCUGGUGGGAAGAAUUCAUUAGCAGCCAUUGAGGCUGUUACUAUGAACACCAGCCCCUCUGUCCCAGUGGGCUCCACAGCCAUGCAAGUCAGCCUUUUUGACAUAAAGCGCAAUGUAUCGGAUCUCCGCCUCCAGCUGAACCAGAUGAGACAACUGCAGCUGCAGAACCAGGAGGUGCUGAGGGCCAUGGUGAAGAAAGCGGAGCUGGAAAUCAGCGACAGAGUGAGUGAAAGAGCCAAGAGGCUUGAAGAUCCCGUGCAACGGCAGCGCCACCUGGUGGAGCAGGAAAGGCAGAAAUACCUCCAUGAAGAGGAAAGGAUCGUGAAGAGCUUAUGUGAGCUGGAAAGUUUUGUUGAAGAGCUGAAGAAGGAAUCUAUGACAACUAAUCGGAUAGUUACACUGAAAGAUGUUGAAGACGGAGCUUUUCUCCUACGGCAAGUCGGAGAGGCAGUUGCUAGCCUCAAAGGUGAAUUUCCAACACUGCAAAAUAAAAUGCGAGCCAUUCUUCGCAUCGAGGUGGAAGCUGUGAGAUUUUUAAAGGAGGAACCCCAUAAGCUAGACAUCCUCCUGAAGAGGGUCCGGUGCAUGACUGAUACCCUCACUACCCUUAGGAGGCACGUUACAGACAGCCUGCUAAAAGGCGUGGAUCUCUCUCAGGCUGCACGGUACAAUGCCAUGGAGAAAGCCACAGCCGCGGAAGUUCUGAGAACCCAGGAACACGUCGCAAACAGCCACGCCUGUCCAGAGCAGAGUGUUGUGGAGCCCCCAGCGGAGCCCUCUGCCAAGUCCGCCGUGGCCCCCGCCCCCCCGAUGACGGGCCACCACAUGCAAAGCUCCCCGGUGGCCCCCCACCAGUCUCAGCAUUCCUCGGCCCUGCUCGGCCAUGCCCCAGCGUCCCCGCCGGCAAGCAGCCCUGCAGGAGGGUCUCCUGGGCCAGCCCACCCAAGCCCCGCCACUGCGCUGGCAGCCACGGCCACCCCACCAGCCCAGACCCCACACUCUCCCCACGUCUCGGUGAAUGGCUCCACCGUGCAAAGCCUUUUCAUCGAGGAGCUUCACAACGCCAGUGCAAGGAACAGAGCUCUGUCAAUUGAGAAAGCAGAGAAGAAAUGGGAAGAGAAACGUCAGAACCGGGAUCACUAUAAUGGAAAGGAGUUUGAAAGACUCCUAGAAGAAGCACAAGCAAAUAUCAUGAAAUCAAUCCCAAACCUCGAGAUGCCUGCACAAGCAGCAGCUGAUACAACCGAAAAAUUAGAAGUCUUUGAAGAGACUCCAAGCACAGGGCAGGAUGCUGAAAAGCCAGUGAAGUCUCCUCCUCCCCCGCCUCCACGCCGCACCCAUCUGCUGGGACCGGGGCUCAGCGCGAGACUGGGGGAGAUCAGCUACGUGACCAGGAAGGACAGCACAGCGGCCAAGGAAAGCAGUGAAGAUACACAUCAAGGAACACAGCCCAAAGUACCUAAGGAAGAUGGAGCCUCUCCUCAAAUGCCAGUCUUGGGCACAGUUCCACCUGCAAAGGAUGAGGAAGAGGAAGAAGGAGAUAGAAUAAUGGCAGAACUACAGGCUUUCCAGAAGUACUCUUACAUGGAUGUAAACUCAAACAGUCAUGUUGAACAUCCCAGAAAUGACACACAUACAAAAGAUGCAAGGCAUGUGUCCUUAACGCAUCCCAAGGAGAAGAAGGUGGAUGGGGAGGCAACAAAAGAUAGUGACCAUGCCAAGGACAAGACUGAAGACAACACAGAAGCGAUGGUCCGGGAUGCUUCCCGCAUCACUGAAAACGCUGCCUUCAGCAGAGCUUUGCUUUUGGAGAAUAAGGAUUUCCCUCCUCAAAAUUAUCCUAAGCCAAACACAAACUUCUCCAGUGUGUUAGCAAAUGAAAGAAAAAGGGGGGUUGAAGAAGUGCAGUAUCCAGCAGUAGAAACUGCAAGGCAAGAACCAAACUCUGGCAUAGUAAAAGAGACUGGUUGUAGAGCAUCAGAGAAUGAGCUCCUGGAAGGUGAAGGAGUGCUCCUUGUCAGACAAACAGACCCACAUGCUCAGGAAGUCUCAUUAGCUCCUCAGUCAUCACAGGUGCAAGAAACGGCUGUUAGUGGCUAUAGUCAAGUUGUGCUGAGGCAUAAGGUAUCUAGGAAUUGUACCGUAAAUAACAUUGACGAGGUAGAGCUACCAACCAGCUCCCCUGGUGAAGAAAACCCACCACCAGAGAACAUUGCUUUCAUGAUCACCAAAACAGCAGUGCAGUUUCUGUCCAGCGGAGAGGUCCAUGAUAUAGUCAACAGGAAGGGAGAAGAAGUGCAGACAGUCAACAUUGAUUCCAGAAAGGAAACAGCAUCCCAGCAAGGCCAGCUGGAGAACCCCGAAAGUGAUGAACCGGUUGUUUGCUUGGACAAAAAGCCAGUCAUCAUCAUUUUUGAUGAACCAAUGGACAUCCGAUCGGCUUAUAAAAGACUGUCAACAAUAUUUGAGGAAUGUGAUGAAGAGCUGGAAAAAAUGAUGACAGAAGAGAAGAUAGAGGAGGAGGAAGAAAAUGAAGAAUCUGACACACCUGAUAGUCAGGGUGCAGAAGUCGUCCAGACAGAUACGAGCAAGAGGCACCUGUCUGAUUACAUGAGAAAUCACAGCUCGGAGGAACAGCCUGGACUCCAUUCUCCAUCUGUGUCAUCAGCUCAAGCCACACCACCAGGAGGGCAGGAAACAGACAAGUUGGAUCUGGGGAACUCUAGUUUUAUUUAUGGUCCACAUCCAGAACCAAAGCUGGAUGUUCCUGAUGUGAAGAAAAAAUUUAAGUUCAAAUUUCCUAAAAAGCAGCUGGCUGCUCUUACUCAGGCAAUACGCACAGGAACAAAAACUGGCAAGAAAACUCUGCAAGUGGUAGUGUAUGAAGAGGAAGAGGAAGACGGUACUCUGAAGCAGCACAAAGAAGCAAAGCGGUUUGAAAUACCCAGUUCUCAGCCUGAGGACCCUUCUGGGAAGCAGGAAACAAACAUGUCAGCCCAGACCUCUAGGACUGAAGAAAUCAGGAAAAAUACUUACAGGACUUUGGACAGUCUGGAGCAAACCAUUAAGCAGCUGGAGAACACCAUUAGUGAGAUGAGCCCAAAACCAGUGUCUCAAGCCACAGGGUACUCGGAGGAAGCUUCUGUCUCGGGCAUUUCCUCACCAAAAGAACCCUUAGCUCUGGAAGAGAGCACUGCUGAUGGUGAAUUUCCUCCAUCAAUGCCACCAACUUCACGUAAGGCUUCAAGCAGCUCUUCGCAGACCAGCAGGAUGCCAGUCCCCACAACCACAAAAAGUAGACCACAAGGAAAUGUGGACAAAACAAGUAAACCACACAAGCUACAGGAUCAGCGCCAAUACAGACAGGCUAAUGGAAGUGCUAAGAAAGCUGGUGGGGACUAUAAGCCUACUUCCCCUACCCUGUCUGCUUCAAAAAUUCCAGCCUUUUCUUCCACCUCUGGGAAAAAUAGCUCUGUGUCUAGUGGUGAUAACGCUAACCUUCCGAGCCCACCUACUAAAGCCUCUCUUCCUCCUUCUAACCCUCUCAGUCCUCCAACAGGGCGCCCCAGUCAUUCUGCUUCCUUCAUCCCUUCUGUCUCUAAUGGCUCUUUGAAGUUCCAGAAUCCUACUCACACAGGGAAAGGCCACCCUCACAUUUCCUUCUCAAUACAGGCCCAAAAUGGCCGGCCAAGCCCUCUUCCUCCAUCUCCCCUUUCCUCAUCCUCCUUCUCCUCUCCCGCUUCCACCUCUCCCACAUCACUGAGUCAAGGUAUGAAGAGCAUCCGAUCCAUCCACACACCCAGCUUCACCAGCUACAAGUCCCAGAAUGGAAGCAUCAGCAAACCCCCAUCUUCCACCAUCACCAAGGAACCAUCCUAAAAGUCUCAUUGCUGGCUUAUUCAAGCUCACCAAAGUCUUCUAAGUUGCUGAUGACACUGCAACCAAUCCUGUAGCCAAGGAAUGUGUUCCAAUGUUGCUGUAUCAUUAUCAGGCUUAAUACUACGCUUGUGCUAGAUUCUGGGUUGAUAGUAUAAAUUAGAGAUAAAAACAUAGUUUUGUAAGCACCAUUGCUGUUGGAACACCAGAGUGGAUUUGUGUGUGCGUGUGUGUGUGUUGCGUUGCAUUGCAGGGAGGGGGGGAGGGUAGCAAAACUGUUAAACAUCCAGAGGGUGUGACUGAAGACUGUGUGUGUGUGCGCGCGCACGCGCGCACACAGAAAUGUAUCCAGCAUGAAAAAAAAGUAUUUAAAAAGUGAGUUUUGUAUAAAGCUAUUUUUAAGUACAAGAACUAAACAUCGUGUGAUAUUGCGAAAGUAUAAACUGAAACUAAAAUAUUUUCCUUUUAUUUUAGUGUUAUUCAGAUUUGUUACAGAUUUCUAUUUUUGUCAACAACAGAAAGCCUUCAUGGUUACUUUCAAAAAUCUUUUUGCCAAAACAUUUGAUACUAUUAUAAUGUACAUUUGAUAGAGUAUGUUAAACACCUUCCUUUGCACAAGCCACAGAGUUGGGAUGGACACUGAUCUUUAUGAGGCAACUUAAUCUAUUGCACUGCCAUUCAGAAUAUAUUUAAUAAUUUGCGAUGCCAAGGGAAAAAUUGUUUUUACAUUUAGGCAUUUGCUGAUUCUUUUUAGCUAAGUCUCCUCUUCUUCAUUUUCCAUUUUAUUAAGAACUGGGCAAAUCAUGUAGUAUUCCAGUGUGGAUUUUUUUAAAGUGUACACUUCUGUACUGUUCUGUAUAAUGGAAAAACCUUUGUAAAUAAUAUAAAUAUAAAUAUAAAUACUGUAUGUGACUGGGCACAUAGAAUAGUUUUCAACACCAAAGGUCCAUUUUAUGCAUGGUUCUAGUCUGCUUCGGGAAAUGAUCUGUACAAGACAAUUGGCGGAGGGGAACUGAGAAUGGUUUUAAAAAGUAAUUUGUGUGCAAAACUAGAGUGCUCUUUUGUAAAUAUCUUAUUUGUACAACUCCAUAAUAUAAUAUACAGAUGCAAGAAAAAAACCCUUUGCAAAAAUAAAGGGCUGCAUGCUUACA